ACUUUUCCACAGAGUCCUUGUGAAAGCUCUCCAUGCAAAAAUAAUGGAAGAUGUGUGUCUCUGUACAAGGAAAACAGUUAUGUGUGCCUCUGCAGCGAUGGGUUCUUUGGAAUUUACUGUGAGAAAGGUAAGAUAUGACAAAUUAAAACAUAUCUUUUAAGCUUCCUUGGCAACUUAAUUGUUAUAGUCAAAUACAAAGUAGCCUCCCACGCAGGCGUUUUUAGGGGAGCUCGUUUUUCAUCCCUCCCUACAAAAACGAGCUCCCCUAAAAACGCCUGCGUGGGUGGCUAAAUACAAAGCGGCUCAGAUGAGUUUUCUUAGUCAGUAUUCAGUCAUCACCUGUUUACAGGCGAACUUAUUACAUGAUUAAUUUCAACCUGUCAGCACCAUGGGGAAAUGCCUACUUCUUGGCACAAAUAUUCAAAGUACUUGCAGGGGAAUUAAGAUACCUAAAUACCGGAGGAUCUUGUACCGACCAGGUUAGCGGAUAUGCUUGUAUCUGUCAGCCUGGAUACGCAGGAGCACAGUGUCAAACAAGUAAGAAAUAUCUUUAGUGUAAUAUCCCUGAAUAGUUUUGGCAAAACUUGUAAUCAAUCUUUAAAUAUUGCCAUGAAAAGUUGUCUUUUCUCAUCUUGUACAUUUUGCCACAGACAUCAACGAAUGUUCCAGCAAUCCUUGUUUAAACGGAGGAUCGUGUACUGACCAGGUUAAUGGAUAUACUUGUAGCUGUCAGCCUGGAUACGCAGGGGCUAGGUGUCAAUCAGGUACGUACGCAUUAGCAUUAAGGACACUGCAAAUGUUGCUAUUUGACAUUCAAGAAGAGUUUUCAGUUCGUAUGAGAAUGACGGAGAUAAUUCGUUGAUUGUCUUGUGGCAUUGUGGCCCCUCCAACUUUGGCCCAUCCCUUCUUGGUAAUUAUUACACAGUUUCCUAUAAAACAAAAAGAGGAUGGGGUCUUUUUCGAAAGUAUAUUGAGACAAUGUAACUACCCUUCAUCGCUGACAUAUAUUAAGUAGCCCAAAUUUUUUAAUAGUUUUUGACGAGUAGGGUGACCAACACAACAUCGUGCAAUACAACACCUUGAAUGUUACAAUGUCGUUCUAACCUCUACGUGUUCUUCAUAAUUAUAAUCAAGCCUAAAAUUCUGUUCACUUUUCUCGCAAUGGUAUCAAUAUGACAAUUCACAUAAAGAGAUGAUGGUUUUAAGUGGGCCAAAGCUGCGAAAUUGGUCUGAAAUUUCCUCCAAGACAGAACCCUUCAUUUGCGGUCAUAUUUGAUAUAAAUGGUUGGUUAUUCGCACUAACUUGCAGUACUUACAUCGAAGGUUGUCUUGUUUAAAGAUGACUCCACGUAACAGUUUAUCGAGAUCCCCAGGGUACAUCAACUGAUUAUUGGGGCAAGUUAUUACAGAUAACUCUAAAUGCGUUAUAUUGAUCUGCAUAAAGUGCCACCGACUCCCUUGGAGUGACCACCUCGGGAGGAUCACUGAUAGCCUAAAAUAAAGAAAGCAGGGGGUUCUAGAUUGAUCCCUGCGACAUACAAGACGGGAUUCUUGUUUAGCGCACUUGAGCAAUUGCCAUCAGCCAUAACCCCUUACUUGCGAUUUGAUAAUCGGGAACACCCUUUCAUGAAGCUAUGCUGCCAAUAAGAAGAAAAGGUGAAUAUAUGGCCCCGGUGGAUGAUUUUUUCCUGAUAUUUACCAAAAACGGGAAACCAUAUAUUAGGAAAUGGAGCUAUUGAUUCAACGUUCUCCUUGGCAACGUGCUCUUCAGUUUCAGAUAGAGGGAACUUCACCUCGGCUAAAAGAUGGUUAGUGGCUGCGGCAGCUUCUUGGUAGGCAUUUCCCGAUUGCGCUGGAAAAUUCGCUAAAACGAGCUCAAAACAUGGCAAAAAAGUGAUCAUGACAAAUGGUGCUCGAAUUUUUGAAAAAAGUGCUUGAAAUUUCGAAAUAGUGCUUGAAAGAUGCUCGUACGUUUUUAAUUAUUUCCUAGCAGAUAUGUUCAUAAAUAUUCUUGGUUUUAUAAAAGUUUUACCCCUCGAUUUUCUAAUAAGUGACCACACUAGAAGUGAAAUAUCAAUGUUUUUUUUUUCCAAAAUGGACUGUUUCCACGGUUAAAGGGAGCAUUUUCACGACAAUAGUAAGGCGACAAGGUGGCCAAUUAUUCAGAUUCGUGAUAAAAGAAUUCCUCGGCUUACUGAAAACGUUUCAAACACAAGAUAUCGCAUUUAACAUGUGGAAAAUUGUUAAAAAAAAUUAAAAUGCUUCAUUGUUGCCCAAAAAGUGAAAAAUGCUCAAUUUCUGCUCAAAAGUCAAGAAAGUGUUCAAGAGAGCUGGAAAUGUAAAAUAAUGCUCCAAAUUCAAAAAAGUGCCGAAAAAGUGCCACGCACCAUCGGGAAAUGCCUACUUCUUGGCACAAAUAUUCAAAAUACUUGCGGGGGAAUUAAGAUACCUAAAUACCGGAGGAUCUUGUACCGACCAGGUUAACGGAUAUGCUUGUAUCUGUCAGCCUGGAUACGCAGGAGCACAGUGUCAAACAAGUAAGAAAUAUCUUUAGUGCAAGAUCCCCUGAAUAGUUUUGGCAAACUUGUAAUCAAUCUUAAAAUAUUGUCAUGAAAAGUUGUCGUUUCUCAUAUUGGACAUUUUGCCGCAGACAUCAACGAAUGUUCCAGCAAUCCUUGUUUAAAUGGAGGAUCGUGUACUGACAAGAUUAAUGGAUAUACUUGUAGCUGUCAGCUUGGAUACACAGGGGCUAGGUGUCAAUCACUGUCAGGUACGUACGCAUUAGCAUUAAAGACACUGCAAAUGUUGCCAUUUGACAUUCAAGAAGAGUUCUCAGUUCGUAUGAGAAUAACGGAGAUAAUUCGUUGA
This is a messenger RNA of Porites evermanni, 2868 nucleotides long. The record is from the annotation of a GenBank genome assembly. NCBI's taxonomy places the organism in Eukaryota, Metazoa, Cnidaria, Anthozoa, Scleractinia, Poritidae.